GGUGCUUCAAUCUUCCGUGUAGCUUGGGGCAGCUAAAAGGAGAGGUCUCCCUUGGUACCAGUCUUCAAUGCAACUACCUUUCCCAAAUCAACACUUCACGACAACUUCCCAGAUUUCACUAUGGCCAUCCUGCCUGUCCUCACAAGACCUAAGAUCCUCAUACCAGAAAAGGUAUCAGCUGACGGUCUAGCACUGUUGCAAGAUCAAUUCGAGGUACAUGAGAAGAAAGGGCUGAGUGCUGAUGAGUUACGCAAUAUCAUUGGCGAUUACGAGGCUCUCAUUGUCCGUUCUGAGACUCAGGUGACAGCAGACCUACUCAAUGCAGCAAAAAAGCUCAAAGUUGUUGCUCGUGCCGGUGUCGGUGUUGACAAUGUCGAUGUCCAAAGCGCAACUAGCCACGGCAUCAUUGUGGUGAACUCAGCUUCCGGCAAUAUCAAUGCUGCCGCAGAACACACUAUAGCUCUUCUGAUGGCUGUCGCUCGCAACAUAGGCGAUGCCUCACAGAGCAUCAAAAAUGGCAAAUGGGAACGCAGUCGAUUGACUGGUGUCGAAGCAAAAGGCAAGACACUCGCGAUUGUUGGCUUGGGAAAAGUCGGUCUCACUGUAGCUAGAAUCGCCAAUGGCCUUGGCAUGCGACUCAUCGCAUAUGAUCCGUAUGCUAACCCUAAUUUGGCGGCAGCGGCAACGGUCGCUCUACGCUCAAGCCUCGCAGAGCUAUUGCAAGAGGCGGACUUCUUGACACUACACACGCCACUCAUCGCGUCCACUAAAGGCAUGAUUGGCAAAGCCGAGCUGGCUACCAUGAAGCCCACAGCUCGGAUUCUCAACGUGGCUCGAGGUGGUAUGAUCGAUGAGGACGCUCUUGUAGAAGCACUUGAUGCAGGUAUCAUUGCAGGAGCAGGCAUAGAUGUCUUCACUUCGGAACCUCCCCAGCCUGACUCCUCCGCAAGCCGACUCAUCUCUCACCCAAAGGUCGUAGCAACACCUCAUCUGGGUGCAUCGACCAAAGAAGCUCAGGAGAACGUCUCUAUCGACGUUUGCGAGCAAGUUGUGCUCAUUCUCUCCGGCGAACUUCCCCGUUCCGCUGUCAACGCACCUCUGAUUCUACCAGACGAAUAUCGCACGCUCCAACCCUUCGUCAGCUUAGUCGAGAAGAUGGGCUCUUUAUAUACCCAACACUACUCUUCCACUAACACGAAAUCAUUCCGUACGACUUUUGAUCUAACCUACGAAGGCAAGCUGGCAAGUCUAAACACUACGAAGCCUCUCUUCGCCGCCCUCGUCAAAGGGCUCUUGACCCCGAUCACAAGCAGCGAUGGCUUAAACAUCAACAUCGUCAACGCCGAGCUGCUCGCUAAAGAGCGUGGUAUCUUGAUCAACGAGCAGCGAUCCCGCGAGAAUGUAGAAGACAAGCCAUACUCCUCGUUCAUCACCCUGCGCGCUCGCGCAAGCCGUUCGACGUCCGCUGCCCGCUCUGGCUCCCGCGCUACAAGUCCAGCUGCGAGCCGCAACUCAAAUCUGUCGAGGGUAGAUACGCACCAAGGCACGUCGCAACCUCCACCAGAACAAGACCAAGUGAUUCAAGGUUUCGUGAGUGGGAACAAGCCUUUCAUUUCAAGGCUUGAUCGGUUCAAGGGCGAGUUCGUGCCUAAGGGUACGUUACUCAUCUGCAGGAACUAUGAUUCGUGUGGAAAGAUCGGGUUUGUGGGGAAUCUGCUUGGGAAAGCAGGGGUCAACAUCAACUUCAUGAAUGUUGCGCCGCUGGAUGAUGAGUUUGAGGAAGAGAGCAACUCUGAGGCUGGAAUGAAGAAGAGUACCGAGGCACUCAUGAUCCUUGGUGUUGACAGGCCUGUAGGGGAAGAUGUUGCGAAGGCUCUGAUUGGUCCCGAGGGCGUGUUAGAAGCGUCGGUUGUUACGCUGUGAGCGGUUGCGGGGAUAUGGCAUGACGUUUUGGUCGCUGGCGAUGGUGAGACGACAGUGUGUCAUGG
This is a messenger RNA of Boeremia exigua, 1988 nucleotides long. Its product is annotated as D-isomer specific 2-hydroxyacid dehydrogenase. NCBI's taxonomy places the organism in Eukaryota, Fungi, Ascomycota, Dothideomycetes, Pleosporales, Didymellaceae. Gene Ontology annotation, biological process: L-serine biosynthetic process. Gene Ontology annotation, molecular function: NAD binding; phosphoglycerate dehydrogenase activity. The record is from RefSeq and is a predicted model, not a curated record. The transcript has 3 exons. The coding region runs from base 121 to 1923 and encodes 600 amino acids.